Ceratitis capitata (Mediterranean fruit fly) is the source of this 470-nucleotide messenger RNA. RefSeq names its product larval cuticle protein 5-like. Gene Ontology annotation, cellular component: chitin-based extracellular matrix. NCBI's taxonomy places the organism in Eukaryota, Metazoa, Arthropoda, Insecta, Diptera, Tephritidae. The record is from RefSeq and is a predicted model, not a curated record. Gene Ontology annotation, molecular function: structural constituent of chitin-based larval cuticle. The transcript has 2 exons. Bases 19 to 336 code for a protein of 105 amino acids.
AAUAAAAUCUUGAAGAAAAUGAAAUAUUUAUUAUUAUUUGUUGCACUUUUCGCAUUUGUUGUUGCGCGUCCUGAGGUGGAAAUUAUUCGUUCGGAAUCCGAUGUGCAGCCCGAUCACUACACCUUCGAUUUGGAGACCAGUGAUGGCACAAGCAGACACGAAGAGGGUGUUGUGAAGGAUGCUGGCACCGAUCACGCUUCGAUUAGCGUGCAGGGUUCAUACAGCUACAAGGAUGAGACUGAUGGCAAACAAUACUCCGUCAGUUAUAUAGCUGAUGAGAAUGGUUUCCAACCUACCGGUGAACAUUUGCCACCAUUGCCAUCCAUCGAACACUAAGCAAUAAAAAAUUUUGGAAUUGAAAAAGCAAAGCGAAUCAACUUAAAUUAAUCACUGAAAUAAUUUUUUAGUAUUUUAAUGUAUUUUAAUCAAUGAAACACCACUAGACAGCAUCACAAAGUGCAAUAAAAGUA